AUGUACAGCUCAGGUGUAUACUCGGAGGAAUUGCCAACCUUUGCUGACAAGUACUUCGAGCUAAGGCGUAAAAAGACGGAGAAGGAAAACAAAUGGAAGAAAAGGGAGCACAAACUGCAUAAUAGAAUAAAACAACUAAAAACAAAUGCCGCACAACAAGGAGACCAACGCCUUUAUGACGGGAAUACUGUGGUGGUGUCGAAGGCCCUGAGGGAGAAGGAAACCCUAGCAAGGAGGCGAGCUGCCCUGUAUAAAGAGAGGCUGCAAAGUGUUGCCAAAGCAGCAAAGGAAGAAGUAAGCUGCUGGGCUGCCCGUGCUGCUGCAUCGGAGAGACGGGCACAGAGGGACAGGCAGCUGCUGCAGCAGCAGCAGCAGCAACAGCAAGAGAAGCAAAGAGAAACCCUACAUGCAGUUCGCCUCCUCUCUCUCCAGAUAGGCCUGGCCAAUAAAAAAUUAGAGGCUAUGGAGCGGUUUGGCACUUCUCUUGUUAAGCUUUACCUCCAGUUCUUGACAUCCGGCAACACAACCCUAUCUGCAAGCCAGAUGGAAUUAGGGUUUGCAAGAUUUUUUGAGCAUUUGUGGGGUUUACGUCGCUCCUACUUUGCUGCAGCAGAGCAGCUUGCUGCUUAUAGACCAGCAGCAGCAGCAGCAGCAACAGCAACAGCAGCAGCAGCAGCAAAGGGCCCCCAGGGGCCCCUUAAAGGCUAUGCGCAGGUACCGUCACAGGCUAGCAGCUUUUCCUCAACUGCUGCAGCAGCAGCAGCAACAACUGCUGCAGCAGCAGCAACAGGAGAUGCAGCAGCAGCAACAGGAGAUGCACCAGCAGCAAGUGUAGGAGGAGAGGUAGCAGCAGCAACAGCAGCAGGAGCAGCAACAGGAACAGAAGAAACAGCAGCAACAGAAAGUAGUGGGUGUGCACUACCUUCAGCAUUUGCUGCUGCUGCUGUUGCUGCUGCUGCUGCUGCACCCUUAGGGCCCCUAGGGGGGGGCCCCCAACAGGCAAAGGGGGCCCUAAUGGAUUAUAAGACCUCUCUCUUAUUAAAUAAAAAACAAGGAGAAGCAGCAGCAAAAAUAAAACCUCCUAUAGUUGGAAGCAGCACAGGAGCAGCAGCAGCAGCAGCAGCAGCAGCAGGUACAGCAGCAGCAGCAGCAGCAGCUGGAACAGCAGCAGCAGCAGGAACAGUAGAGGCGGCAGGAACAGCAGCAGCAGCAGCAGCAGGGAUAGCUGCAAUAGCAGCAGCAGAAGGCACAGCAGCAGGAGCAUCAGCAGCAGCAGCACUAGACGUAACAGCAGCAACAGCAGCACGAACAGCACCAGCAGCAGCAGCAGCAGCACAGGACGGGCAAAUGGUACUAUGGGGGCCCCCUACCCUCUCUGGGGGCCCCCCCUUAUUAGAAAGAGGACAGCAGCAGCAGCAACAGCAGCAGCAGCAGCAAAAGGACAAAGGUGCCUAUACACCCCAAGAGGAGACAAUAAAGGAGAAGAAAAGAGGGGGAGCAGAUAACGACUUGCGCAGCAUCGGUACCUGCAGCAGGGACAUCACCCCUACUAACCAGCAGCACAAGCAGCAGCAACUGCAGCAGCAGCAACAGUUGGUGCAGCAACAGCAGCAGCAGCAACAACAACAACUGCUGCAACAGCAACAGUUGCUGCAGCAGCAGCAGCUCCUACAGUGGCAGCAUCAACAAGAGCUGCAGCAGCAGCAACAUCACCACUUGCUACAGCUGCAGCAGCAACAGCAGCAACAGCAGCGGCAGCAGUACCAGCAGCAGCAGCAGUAUCACCAGCAGCAGCUGUAUCAGCAGCAGCAACAGUACCAGCAGCAGCAGCAGUGCCACCACCACCAGCAAUACCAACAGCAACAGCAGCAGCACCAACAGCAGCAGCAGCAGCAGCAGCAGCAGCCGCUGCUGCUGCAGCUGUGCCCUCCACAAGGUAUUUGUGGCUUCCCCCCUAUCUCUUUUUCUUAG
Molecule: messenger RNA, 1971 nt
Organism: Eimeria maxima
Lineage: Eukaryota; Apicomplexa; Conoidasida; Eucoccidiorida; Eimeriidae
Exons: 10
Coding region: 1-1971 (656 amino acids)
Cellular component (GO): nucleus
Source: RefSeq, a predicted model, not a curated record